Messenger RNA from Telopea speciosissima, 963 nucleotides. RefSeq names its product OVARIAN TUMOR DOMAIN-containing deubiquitinating enzyme 2. The record is from RefSeq and is a predicted model, not a curated record. NCBI's taxonomy places the organism in Eukaryota, Viridiplantae, Streptophyta, Magnoliopsida, Proteales, Proteaceae. Bases 104 to 730 code for a protein of 208 amino acids. Gene Ontology annotation, biological process: endoplasmic reticulum unfolded protein response; protein deubiquitination. The transcript has 9 exons. Gene Ontology annotation, cellular component: cytosol; nucleus. Gene Ontology annotation, molecular function: cysteine-type deubiquitinase activity.
CCUUUUCCCUUCUCUUUCCCAUCUUUUUUAUUCUUAAUUUCUGCAUGUCUUGUACAACUAAUCUCUGAAUCUCAAUUCAUUCAGGUUUGUGUUUGAGGAUAGCAUGGAAGGUAUUAUUGUCAGGCGGGUCAUUCCCUCAGACAACAGCUGCCUCUUCAAUGCCGUCGGAUAUGUUAUGGAUCAUGACAAACACAAAGCUCCUGAACUAAGACAGGUUAUAGCUGCAACAGUGGCUAGUGAUCAAUCAAAGUACUCCGAACCAUUUCUUGGAAAACCAAAUGACGAGUAUUGUGCCUGGAUUCUUGACUCGGAGAAAUGGGGAGGGGCCAUUGAGCUUUCAAUAUUAGCAGAUUACUAUGGAUGUGAAAUUGCAGCAUAUGACAUUCAAACAAGUCGAUGUGAUUUGUAUGGCCAGGAAAUGAAAUAUCCAGAAAGAGUUAUGCUGAUUUAUGAUGGCCUUCAUUAUGAUGCCUUAGCUAUGUCUCCUUUUGAGGAUGCUCCGGAGGAGUUCGACCAAACAAUAUUUACUGUGCAGAAGGAUAGGAGUAUUGGGUCUGUUGAAAGGCUUGCUAUGAAUUUUGUUAGGGAAGAACAGAGGAAGAGGAGAUUUACAGACACUGCGAAUUUCACACUACGAUGUGGAGUAUGCCAAAUUGGUGUUGUUGGCCAGAAGGAGGCCAUGGAGCAUGCACAGGCAACUGGCCAUGUCAACUUUCAAGAAUACAGAUAGGGAUUGCAUCUAAGGAGAGAUUAAAAAAUGAGAGAUCCCAUUAUUCCCUUGGUGAGCUCCUCAAGAUAGCUACCUGAUUUUUUCUUUUUAAUAAUAAUUUAGACCCUCAUUGGAUUGGUGGGGUGGAAUUAAUUAAUGGAUCCUAAUUUAUUGGGGGUAACUGUUAUUUAAUCGAAUGUGUUACUGUUUUAGAAUACUUAUUGUGGUUCAAUUCAAACAUGUUGUAGCGAAUA